This is a messenger RNA of Cantharellus anzutake, 603 nucleotides long. RefSeq names its product P-loop containing nucleoside triphosphate hydrolase protein. The record is from RefSeq and is a predicted model, not a curated record. Bases 1 to 603 code for a protein of 200 amino acids. Gene Ontology annotation, biological process: signal transduction. The transcript has 8 exons. NCBI's taxonomy places the organism in Eukaryota, Fungi, Basidiomycota, Agaricomycetes, Cantharellales, Hydnaceae. Gene Ontology annotation, cellular component: plasma membrane. Gene Ontology annotation, molecular function: GDP binding; GTP binding; GTPase activity.
AUGAAACUUUUUAACACGGUAGUGCUCGGAGCUGGUGGGGUCGGAAAAUCGUCGCUCACGAUACGAUAUAUGCAGCAAGUAUUUGUGGAUACCUACGAUCCGACUAUUGAAGAGGCGUAUGUGAAAAAUCUCGUGGUGGAUGGUGAAAUGUGCCAGCUUGAGAUUCUAGAUACCGCUGGUGCUGGACAAUUCACAGCAAUCAAUGAGUUCUACACCAGAGGUCAAUCAGGUUACAUUCUUGUCUUCAGUCUCACUAGCGCCACCUCACUACGCGAAGUCGAGAGCAUUCGUCAACAAAUCUUCCGAUCCAAGGGGCUACCGAUCCCGCCUCUCUCAUAUGGGAUCCCAUUUAUCCUGGUAGGAACCAAGUCUGAUCUCGCUAGUGAACGCGAAGUCUCGAGAGACGUUCUCAUGAAAGUUGCCACCUUAUGGCGUUGCCCCUGUUAUGAGACGAGUGCAAAGAAGGAUUGGAACGUGCAAGAGGUUUUCAUGGACAUCGCUCGGCAAAUGAAAAAUACAUUUCCCUAUGGCUCAAAUGCACCCCUGGAGCCAGUUGUUCCAGUCAAAAAGAAGAAGAGACAUUUUGGAUGCAUCAUCCAAUAG